Molecule: messenger RNA, 1638 nt
Organism: Fusarium venenatum
Lineage: Eukaryota; Fungi; Ascomycota; Sordariomycetes; Hypocreales; Nectriaceae
Product: protein RDR1
Biological process (GO): response to xenobiotic stimulus; regulation of DNA-templated transcription; DNA-templated transcription
Molecular function (GO): DNA-binding transcription factor activity, RNA polymerase II-specific; zinc ion binding; DNA binding
Source: RefSeq, a predicted model, not a curated record
AUGUCUUCCUCUCAAGGCCGCAAACGCUCCAGGCUGGCCUGCGAAACAUGCAGGGAGUUAAAACGGAAAUGUGACGGCAAUCGACCCUGUGGAGCCUGUGUCCGCUUCGAAUAUGACUGUACCUACAACUACAAGCAAAACAAUGCCAACAAAAGAAGGAAAAUACUCGAGCAAGACAAAGAAGCUCCUCUUCCUUCACCUCCAGUUCAGGUGGACAAAGAUCCCCGGUCACAUAUUACAUCGCCGCAUCAACUUCAAUCUCUAGAAGCAAACUCUGGGGCUGCCUUUUUUAGAAGAUUGGCCCUGAGACUAGAUCCAAAGAAUGCUCCUCGCAUGCACACCUUUUCCUGGAAUGCUUUCCUUGGGGCAAGAAGAACAUCACAGGCCCCUGUCUCGAGACCAAUCACAGAAAUGCUAUCUCAGGAAGGGAUGGAAAGUCUCAGUGAUAUCUACUUUGAAAAGUUGGAUCACAUUUAUGGCUUCAUCGACCGGGAUUGGAUCUCACGCAUCAUACAAAACAGAUGGUCUGGUCUUAUGUACGAUCAGUCUGAAGAUGCAGUUCUAUGUGGUAUAGCAGCCAUAGCAUGUUUGUUCUCACAGGUCGAGCCACUACCACUCGAGCUUGACUUGAUAGAAUCCGCCAGAUUCAUCCUUGAACAAAACAUGUCCGACACUCCAUCUGUGACAGGUGUUACAGGUUGGUUACUUAGAGUGAUAUAUCUAAGAACCGCCGAGACGCCACACAUGGCUUGGAUGGCCAGUUCGAUCCUCAUGCAUAUGCUGGAAGCAGCAGGUCUGCAUUGCGAACCAAGUGAAGAAUCAGUUUUCCAAGUAGCCGAGGAAAAGGUCGAUUCAGAGCUUCGAAGAAGGCUUUUUGCUGUUUCGGUGCAUUUGAAUAUUUGGAUUUCUUUCGACAUGGGUCGAUCUAGAACGAUGCUUUGCAACUCGACGUUAGAAAUGCCAUCGACUAGAGAAGGGGAUUAUACUCCGGAACUCAUGGAGCUAUUGCCAUACUCCACCGACCUUGAUCCACACAAAACUCACGAUGCUGCUGAACUCGAAGCUUCUCUAUCAGUAGUCCUCAACCGUGUCCACUCAGUUCCUCCCUCCGUCAUGGCUCAGUGUAAUUUGACGCUUUGCCUCUGCCGCCGUUUACAAUCCAUGAACACGUCCUUCACUGGCAAGACUCUCGAACAGAUACUCUCCAUCACUCAAAAGGGUAUUGAAGCUGCACAGGCUAUCAUUGACGCUCGAGCUCCAUGGCAUCAAAUGGCCAACGUGCCUUUUCAAAUCAUAUGUUUACUUCUAGCGAUUGAUACAAGAGAAUCAUUAGCACAGCUCAACGACGCAAUGCAAUGUCUCAACAACAUCGCAACUGUGUACAACACCAACGCUACAAAAGAGGCGCUGAACACGGCAUCCUUGCUGAUUUUGAUGCAGCAGCGGCGUAAAGAGAAGUGUGCAUCAGAUUUGAGCAAUAUCGUCAAGAGUUUCCCUAUUAUUCCUCUUUCCGAGACUCAAAUUGAAGCUCCUCUGCAGCAGGUGGAUGAUAUGAGGUGGUUCAACAAUCUGGCAGGGGAAUUAUCGGGCUUUGACUAUUCAGACCUGGAUAAGUUUCUUUCCCAAAGCAUGUUUUGA